Messenger RNA from Diabrotica balteata, 366 nucleotides. The record is from the annotation of a GenBank genome assembly. Lineage: Eukaryota; Metazoa; Arthropoda; Insecta; Coleoptera; Chrysomelidae.
AUGGUUUCAAAACUACAGUUUGCAUUAGUUGCCUUUGGUUGCCUCUCUUAUUUCGUCCUAACACCUGCUGAGGGCAAAAACUUUGACCCGCACCAUGUCCGUCCUCAUACUCCUACCGAACAACCAGUACCAGACAGUCCCACUUUGCCACUACACUUACAUAAUCCUCAUGGACAUCAUAAUGGUCAUAACGGACAUAACGGACACAACGGACACAAUGGUAACAACGGUCAUCAUGGACAUAAUGGACAUAAUGGGCAGAAUGGACACCACGGGCAAAAUGGACAUCAUGGACAAAACGGUCACAAUGGACAUAAUGGUCACAAUGGACACAAUGGGCAUAAUGGACAUCAUGGCCAUCACUAG